Molecule: messenger RNA, 3737 nt
Organism: Apodemus sylvaticus (European woodmouse)
Lineage: Eukaryota; Metazoa; Chordata; Mammalia; Rodentia; Muridae
Gene: Mllt1
Product: MLLT1 super elongation complex subunit
Exons: 12
Coding region: 224-1870 (548 amino acids)
Biological process (GO): regulation of DNA-templated transcription
Cellular component (GO): super elongation complex
Source: RefSeq, a predicted model, not a curated record
UGGAGGCUUGUCUGUCGGCAAGGCCGGGCCCGAGUCGGCGGCUGGGGGCCCGCGGUCGCUGAGCGGCCCGGGCUGGCGGCGGUUUCCGGUUCAGCGCGGCUGGCGGGCGGGCGGCCCGGAGCGGCGGCGGCGGCGGCCCCCGACAGACAAUGAGAGCGGCGGGGCGUUGCUGAGCGGCGGCGGCGAGAGCGACGCGGGCCUGGGGGCGGGGCGGGCGUCAGUCAUGGACAAUCAGUGCACUGUCCAGGUGAAGUUAGAGCUGGGACACCGCGCCCAGCUGCGGAAGAAGCCCACCACUGAGGGCUUCACCCAUGACUGGAUGGUCUUCGUGCGUGGCCCUGAACAGUGUGACAUCCAGCACUUUGUGGAGAAGGUCAUCUUCCGGCUGCAUGACAGCUUCCCCAAACCCAAGCGUGUGUGCAAGGAGCCCCCCUACAAAGUGGAGGAGUCGGGCUACGCAGGCUUCAUCAUGCUCAUCGAAGUAUACUUCAAAAAUAAGGAGGAGCCGAGGAAGGUCUGCUUCACCUAUGACCUGUUUCUCAACCUGGAGGGUAACCCUCCUGUCAACCACCUGCGCUGUGAGAAGCUCACCUUCAAUAACCCCACCACUGAGUUUCGCUGCAAGCUGCUCAUGGCUGGAGGGGUGAUGGUAAUGCCCGAAGGAGCGGACACGGUGUCCAGGCCCAGCCCUGACUACCCCAUGUUACCCACAAUUCCACUCUCUGCCUUCUCUGACCCCAAGAAGAACAAACCAUCCCACGGCUCCAAGGAUGCCAACAAGGAGAGUGGCAAGGCUUCCAAACCACACAAGGUGCCCAGGGAGCACCGUGAGCGGCCGCGCAAGGACUCGGAGAGCAGGAGCUGCUCCAAGGAGCCAGAGCGUGAGCCCAAGAGUGCUAAGGAUGCCUCUCGCAAGCUGCCCAAGGAAGAGAAGGCCCCAGUGCCCAAGGCUGCCUUCAAGGAGCCCAAGAUGGCCCUAAAGGAAACCAAGCUGGAGAGCCUGUCCCCCAAGGGGGUGCCCCAGCCUCCCACCCUGCCCAAGGCCUCCAGCAAAAGGCCAGCCGCCACGGACUCACCGAAGCCCAGCGCCAAAAAGCCUAAGAAGAGUGGGUCAAAGGGGGCACGGCGUGCACCAGGCACCUCACCCCGAGCCUCCUCCUCCUUCCCUGACAAGAAGGUGGCCAGGGACAAGAGCAGCAAAGGUGACAAGGGGAAGGCAGAGAGUGAGCCUCGGGAGGCCAAGCGGACUCUGCAGGCCGAGGACUCAAACUCAGAGGAUGAGGCCUCCUUCCGGUCGGAGUCGGCCCAGUCAAGCCCAGCUAAUGCUAGUUCCAGCUCUGACUCCAGCUCUGACUCAGACUUUGAGCCAUCUCAGAACCACAGCCAAGGACCCCUGCGCUCCAUGGUGGAGGACCUGCAGUCUGAGGGGUCAGACGAAGAUGACUCAUCAUCAGGAGAGGAGAACACCAUCAAGGCCAACCCAGGCCGGGAGUCCAGGCUAAGCUUCAGUGACAGCGAGAGUGACAACAGUGCUGACUCCUGCCUGCCUGGCCGCGAGCCCCUUCCUCCCCAGAAGCCACUCCCUCCCAGCAACAAGGUGUCAGGGCGGAGGAGCCCCGAGCCCUGCAGCAAGCCCGAAAAGAUCCUGAAGAAGGCUACGUAUGACAAGGCUUACACGGACGAGCUGGUGGAGCUACACCGGAGGCUGAUGGCUCUGCGGGAGCGCAAUGUGCUGCAGCAGAUCGUCAAUCUGAUCGAGGAGACCGGCCACUUCAAUGUCACCAACACCACCUUCGACUUUGACCUUUUUUCCUUGGAUGAAAGCACUGUUCGCAAGCUGCAGAGCUGCCUGGAGGCCGUGGCCACAUGACCCCGGCUGCCACUGUGGAGCCACGGUGGGCAUGGUGGGCACGGGAGGGGCUGGGCAUGGGGCUGGCCCGCCAUGGAUUCCACUCCCAGUACCACCCCCAACUAACCAUGGUGCCCCAGUGCCCCUCAGUGGUUGGUGAUGAAGGGGUGCUGCAGGCCACACUUCCACAGGACACAUGUGGCCUACAGCCCCUCACUUAGUCUCUGCCAGUUGUCCAAUGUGGGCGGGACCGAAUGGCAGGUCACUCACUGCCUGGGCCUCUCUGGGUGGCCAGGAUGACCACAGUCUUCCACACAGUUCACAGGCCUCCCUCAGCUGGCCUGCCUCCUAGACUCGAGGGUCUGUUAGCCUGGCCAGAGCCAGCUAUACACACCUGCUUCUGCCAUGUAGCCUUGUAUAUUGUGUGUGCUCUAGGUGCAUCCAGCAGCCAGGGAGGCUCAUACCACCCCUCUGCUGGAGGCACGGAGGAUCUCCCUCUAGAUCCCAGGAUGCCACUGCCUCUCUAGGCCCCAGGCCAGUGAACACUACAAAAAAAAAGGCACCAAUCUUGGGACCCCAAGGGCCAUCACUGCAGCUAUGUGCCAGCCAAGCACCACAGUUCCAAGGCUAGCUGGACUGGCGCUCUCCUAGGCCACCAUUCCCCAUGGGCUCCUCUGCUCUCUCACUGAUCAAGUCUUUGAACUUUGAAAACAUGAGCUUUUGCCAAAUAUGAUAGGAUGGUGUGUGUGAGGCGGGCCCAACCCCAGACUGCCUCUGUUCCUGGCCACUUGGCUCUGCCUCUACAGUGCGCCUGGAGAGGCUUUGGACCUGUGCCCUGCAAACUGCCAGGGGUCGAGCCAGCCCCCUUCCCAUGUCUGAGCCUGGAGUACCACCCCUUCCCCAACUCCAGUUGUCUGUGUUUGUGCCCCAACCCAGGUGUUUGAAAGAGGCCUGAGCCUAAGCUGGCUUGCAGUGGCCUCGUUGGUGUUGCUUCCUCCCCAGUGUGGCUUCACCCCGGAGGCCUGGCCUCCCAGCUCCCUCUCUCUGUCUCUGUCCCACUCCCAAACCAUCUGUCAGGAAGAUCCUGAACACUCCCGGGGGACCCAGCCUCUAAGGCUUCCUUUACCCCCAGGGAAAGGAGAAGUCCUCUGCCUGUAGCCCCUGUUCCCACUCCCUUUAGCUGGGAGGAAGCAGGGCUCGCGCCCCACACCUCUUUCCACACAGGCCAACAAUACUCUCCAUCAGGUGUUCUGCAGCCUCUAAGCCUUUCACAGAAGGCCCUGGCAUUGUGGCAGCUGUUGGCCUCCACAUGGAGUGCGCCAGGGUCCCAAACAGCCUCAGCCCAGGGCACUGCUCUUCCUCUCGCGGCCACCAGCGGCCCAGCCCUUCUGCUGCCCUGGGCCUGUGUCUAGUCCUUCCAGAUGCUUCCAGGACCCUCCUGAAAGCACCCGCCCAUCUCUUCAGUUACCUCCUCUGGCCGGAAGGUCACCACUGUCCUCCAGAGCCACUCUGGGGCCCAUCCUGGCUGUCUGGAAGCCUAACGCAGCAGCCUGCAGCCAGAGUCCUGAGGUUUCUAGGGACUUGUCCAUAGGAAGGGGUGGCACUGUGUGUGUUCCCCCCAGGGAGUCCCUGUGCUGCAGCCUCCUGAACCAGUUCAUGACACUGAGUGCAAAAGGUAUUGGAUACCUAUCCCUCCCCAGGGCUUCACAAGACGUGUCUCCAUGAAUAGACACGUCACUGGCCCAGAUGAGCCCUGGACAGAGGGACCAGGAGAGCUGUAUUUGUAACGAGCUGCAGGGCCAUUUGUCCCGCAUUUUAAACUUUUUUUGUUAAGUUGUGAAAUGAUGGAGGAGUUUUAUAGAAAAUAAAGUGAGAUGGGAGCAGUGGG